Molecule: messenger RNA, 1533 nt
Organism: Papilio machaon (common yellow swallowtail)
Lineage: Eukaryota; Metazoa; Arthropoda; Insecta; Lepidoptera; Papilionidae
Gene: Alg11
Product: GDP-Man:Man(3)GlcNAc(2)-PP-Dol alpha-1,2-mannosyltransferase
Exons: 9
Coding region: 17-1474 (485 amino acids)
Biological process (GO): protein N-linked glycosylation
Cellular component (GO): endoplasmic reticulum membrane
Molecular function (GO): GDP-Man:Man(3)GlcNAc(2)-PP-Dol alpha-1,2-mannosyltransferase activity
Source: RefSeq, a predicted model, not a curated record
AAUUACUAGCAACAAAAUGUUUUUGAUAUUAUUCACGUUACUCUUUGUUCUACCUGUGAUGAUAAUGGCAUUUUUAUUCAUCUCUGCAUUUGUUGUAAUUCCCUUUGCGUUUAUUUUCGCAUCAUGGUAUAUGAGAAUUAAGGAACGAAAAAAGCAAAGGCGAGAAAAAGAGGGGUUAAAUGUGGCUUUCUUCCACCCUUACUGCAAUGCAGGUGGGGGCGGGGAGAGGGUACUCUGGGUGGCAAUCAAAGCUGUAUUGACAAGAUUUCCAAGUUCAACUAUCUAUAUCUACACUGUGGAGACAGCAGAUUCAAAAACAAUACUGGACAAAGCACAAAACCAGUUCAAUGUGAAAGUGGAGCCGGAGAAACUGCAUUUUGUACGACUCAGUGCGCAGAAGUUGAUUGAAGCUAAAACAUAUUCAUAUUUCACACUAUUAAUGCAAAGCUUGGGCUCUAUGGUGUUAGGUAUGGAAGCGCUAUUGAAGUUGAAUCCAGAUAUCUUCAUAGACACCACUGGCUUUGCAUUCACAUACCCCAUUUUCCGGUACCUAGCGCAAUGCCCAGUGAUAUGCUACGUCCAUUAUCCCACAAUUACAGCAGCAAUGAUGCGUAGAGUCAAACAUCGUAUUGUUACGUACAAUAACUCAAGUUUAAUAGCAAGAAAUCCACUGUUCACUUGGCUGAAGUUAAUUUAUUACAAGAUUUUCGGUUGGUUGUAUGGAGUAGUUGGGCGAUGUGCGGAUGUGGUGAUGGUGAAUGGUACCUGGACUGAAGAGCAUAUCAAUGAUGUGUGGGGUGUACCAUACGCUACUCAUAAAGUUUAUCCUCCUUGUGAUGUAUCGGAGCUUAAGAAGUUGCGAUCUCUGGUCAAAGAGUCAGAUCCUAUCAGGAUUCUGUCGGUGGCACAGUUCAGGCCGGAGAAGGAUCACCCUCUGAUGCUGCAAGCUAUGUAUGAACUGAGGAACUUACUCGUCAAGAAUGAAAUGUUGUGGAACAAGAUCAAACUGGUGCUGGUGGGGUCCUGUCGUAACCGUGAGGACGAGGAGCUGGUGCAGAACCUGAAGGACCUGGCGCGGCACCUGUCGCUGGAGGAGAGCGUGCAGUUCGUGGUGAACGCGCCGUAUGCUCGCCUGCUGCAGCUCUACCAGACCUCCACUGCAGCUAUACACGCCAUGUGGAACGAACACUUCGGCAUCAGUGUUGUGGAGUGUAUGGCGGCAGGUCUGGUGACUAUAGCACACCGAUCAGGCGGACCACUGCUGGACAUCAUCCAGAGCUCCCCGGUGAGGACAGGCUUCCUGGCCGCUGAGCCUGAGGAGUACGCUCGCGCUAUACUGGAGGUGGUCGCUCUGACCACUGAAAACAGGAGGAAGAUGAUUGAAGCUGCUCGAGAUUCUGUGGAUCGUUUUUCAAGCGUAGAGUUUGAGAAAGCCUUCAUUCGCGUCACUGAACCACUGUUUGUAAUGACUUGAACAUUCGCUUGUUGCUUUGUUGUAAUUCCAUUAGAUUAUAAGUGUAAUUAUAAAAUAAA